AUGAUUGAGAACCAAAAAGAAAGCCUAUCUGAUGAAACGAGUAGCGAAUGCGUUGAGAUACCGUAUGAUGUUACACUGGAAAAUGUAUUGAGAAGAUGUGGAGAUUUGGGUCGUUAUCAAUUGAUUCACUAUAUCUUUUUGAAUUUUAUUGCUGCUGCAAGUGGCAUAAACGCCUUCUACUAUGUAUUUGGAGUUGCUGAGCCUCUGUUUCGAUGUCGUCUCCCAUCGAAUAUGUGGGCUGAUGACGAUCGAUUCGAAUCGAUUAAUAGCACUCAUCAACUUUUAAUCGAUACAUGUCAAUCACCGACAUCGAGAUGUCAAUUGGUGAAUGGAUCAAUAUGUACCGAAUUUAUCUAUGAUCGCAGUGUCUUUGGAAGAACAUUCACCGAGGAUGGUCAAUAUAUUUGUCAUAACGCAAUCAAAAGAACAUGGCUGUCAACCGUAUAUCAGAUUGGACCAUGCUUUGCAAUCAUUAGUGGAAUAAUCAGCGAUAAAAUAGGACGAAGAAAAGUGAUUCAAGUAUUAACAAUUGCAAUAUUCAUUAUUCCUGUCAUCAUUCAAUUACUUCUACAAGUUGUACCCAUGUCUAUGAAUAUGAAAUUUCCAUUGAUGCUAUUCAAUCAAUUUAUUUCAAGCAUUGAUCCAUUCGGCAUUAUCUUUAUCCUUCUCAUGGAGCUAGCAUCAUCUUCCCAUCGAACCCUUGCCGGUAAUUCUGCAUUGAUCAGUUACACAUUCGGUGAAAUUGUUAUUACUCUAUUUGCUUACAUUACUCGGAACUGGCUCACACUGAAAUGGCUUAAUAGCGCGUACUUUGCUCUACUUAUGUUCUAUCUUUAUUUUGUACCUGAAUCACCUUAUUGGUUGUUAAGUAUGAAGAAAUUUGAUAGACUCGAAGCUUGUCUGAGAAAAAUUGCAAAAACUAAUGGUCGUGCUGACAUUGAAUGGUUUUUUUAUUACGAGAAAUUGAUUCAAGAUCAUCGGGUCACAAUAUUGAUUAUAAAACCGUCGAAGAAAAAACGCAUUGCCAGUUUUGCACCUAAACUAUGCGUGUGUGGCCUUAUUGGAUUCGUUACUAUGCUUCUCUAUAUUAAAAUAUCCUAUGGAUUGGCUCUGAUGAAUAAUACUCUUAGUCCACAUUUAAGUAUUGUUAUUGGAGCUAUUGUCGAGGGUAUUGGAUAUUUAUCAGCCAAUUUUGCAAUGAUUACGCGAUUAGGAAGAAAGUAUGCUUUGAUAGUUUAUGCCUUGUUUACAUCAGGCUGUGUGAUAGUCAUGCCAUUCAUUCAAGAUCAUCAUCCCAUUGCAACUAUUGUCGUUUCACAGCUAGGGAAAUUGGCUAUAAGUGGUACUGUGUCAGUAUCGUGGAUUUAUGUUCCGGAACUGUUUCCAACAUCAAUGCGUGGUUUCAGUAAUGCCGUUUUGAUCUUUUUUGGUCGUUUUGGAGCCAUUCUAGCGCCUAUCAUUGAUGCUACCCUAGGCAAUCAAUAUUCGAAAAUUACUUUUUAUGUUUAUGCAGCAUUAACUCUCGUCAUCAUUGUUCUGGUCCUGUUCUUGCCAGAGACACGUAACCGAUUGUUUGAGGAUAUGGAAGAAAACUCGACUACAGAUCCAGUUACGAAUGAUAACAAAGAAAAUAAUCAUGAGAAUCCGACCAAAACAGAUGCUCAGUGA
Messenger RNA from Rotaria socialis, 1668 nucleotides. Lineage: Eukaryota; Metazoa; Rotifera; Eurotatoria; Philodinida; Philodinidae. The record is from the annotation of a GenBank genome assembly.